UUGAUUGUGUUGUAUGGUGUAUUGUAUUGUACUCUCUCUAAAUUAGUAAUUAUUAAAGAUUUCACGUGUUUACCGAAAUUUAAACUUGAUGCAACUGUUUCAUUCGAGUCUGUAUUUCUUAAAAGUCGAAAAGCAAAUCCUUUUGUGAAUGUUUUUUAGAAUAUGGUGUGUAGAUGGCUUCUCACCAAGAUCGUACUUUCGGAAUUAAUUGCGCCGGCCAAUUCAUAAGUUGUACAUAUAUUUUUAAAGUCUUGAUGCACUCAGCUGAAGGAAAUCUCAAUUGUUAUGGCUCCUGGUAACAACGAGCGGCAUCCGAGUCACACGGGAACCAUUCCGAAGACGAAAGCACGGAAUAAUUGCAAUGUUCCGCAGGAGGCUGUGACUCCCACCAGGAGGGAUAUGGCAUCCAACCUAGUCUCGACAUCCCUUGACUGGGUCCCUGUGUCGGAAUACAACUCUAGAACCAACUACAACCAAUCAAGGAAGCAAACAAAUAAUACAUCGGACCAAGAACUCAAUGACUUAGAAAAUUCGGUAUCAUUUGAAAGCGGAUUUGGAAGGUUUGUCCCGGUGAGGCCGCAGCCCCGGGCUCUGCCGCUGAACGUGCAGAACCGAGAGAACCUGUCCAAUGAGCACCAGGACGACGCCAGCUCCAUGUCGGGACACUCACUGCACCCUUAUGCGCAUCAAAUGCAGAAUGGUUUAGUCCCUCACUCCAAUCAUGCGAAUCAUGCCCCUGCAGCAGUCAUGAUUGUCAACCCCACCACACCGAAUGCGGUCACUGCGAACAUGUCUCAACCCUUUAAUGCGCCUAAUCAAAACAGAAAGAACUUGACAAACAACUUGAACCCAGCGAGAAAUUUGGACGGAAACCAUUCCAGUCACAACAACGCGUCGUCCAGAACUGGCACUAAGACCGUCAACCUCAUGAACAACAUGUAUGACCCGCAGUCCAGCAUGAACAACGUCAAUGAGAAUAACCAUGCCCACAGAGAGUCCGCCCGCGCGCUAGGCGAGGCCAUAGUGGCGGCGUGCCCAGACACGGCGGCCGUGGAGCGGCGGCUCGGACAGAUCCGCGAGUACAUCCGCGUCACGUCCUCGCUCGUGGACACCAUGAGGAACUCGGAGGAUGAGGCUUUUAUUGAGCAUACGAAAGAAGAAUAUGACGAACUGGUUGAGAUGGUAAUGAAACUGAAAGAGAGUGAGACGAAACUGGAGAAAGUAUUAAAUGAAGAGCCGGAUAACGUGGAGGUGCCUGCCGAGGAAGCUGACGUUUCGGCUGCGGCCGCGGGCGACGCUGUUGACACAGAAGUUGUCUCUGAAGUUAAAGAGGAUGAGACUGUUCCUAAACAAGAUGAAUGUACCACGCUGAAGAAAGUCACAAAUCUAGAGAAUGAACAGUUGAACAAAAGUUUACAAAGUGUAAUAAAAAAUUCGAAUGAACAUCUAAUAUCGUCGAGCGAACAAAGCGAAACUACACCAGACCUAGAAGAAAUAAAUGUUGUUCCAGAAGACACAGUGGAAAUCAAAGAGAUUGAGACCGUUCCGUGCGAGGAAAUAACACACGAUCAUCACUUGAAUGAGGUGUUACGUAAAAACAUUAUUUCGUGCGUAGAAAAAGUAGCGAUCAUAGAAGAGAUGAAAAACAAAAACUGCAGUAACACUGACCAGGACGUGGUGGUUCGUCCGGUGUCAGUUCAGAGUAACGGGUCGGCGUACAGCGAGAACGAACUGUGGCAGAAUGAGAUUAAAAACAAAAUGGAGCUGUCUCAACGCCGGUUGACCGCUUUGAAGCAACAGCAGAAGAGGCUUAUCAAGUACCAGGAGGAAGCCAAGCAACAACUUGAGGAAAUUAACCGAGAACGACAGUCCCAAGAGGGUCUGCCUUCCACUUCUCAUGACAAUUUUGGUGGCAUGCAGAAUCACCCAAUGAACGGCAACUACAAUCGCAUGUACGCUGCGAACCAGAUCGGAGUCGCCACGACACUUCCGCACUCGAACGAGAACGUCGCCAGCCGCGCCAACAGCGAGCACGGACUCAACCAGGACGAUCGCCGUGCCAACAGCGAGUACGGACUCAACCAGGACGAUCGGUUCUCGCACCGCGACGCGAACAUAGCGAGCAGCGAGGAGGCGGCUGGCGGCGCGCACAGCGACGUGGAAGACUCGCUGCUGACGGAGCGCGGGCGCGCGCUGCAGGCCAAGCUGCGCGAGCUGCAGCUCAAGAAACAGCACAUGGAGAACCUCGUGUCAGAGUUCCAGAAGCUUCAAAUGGCGACGCACCUCGGAUCCAACAACACUUAUUCCAGUUCUGGAGAAGACAGCGCUGAUGAUGAGCCGACACGCAAAUGUAACAACUCGGGAGGGAAUAUUAAAAACGAAGACCCUUUCAAACUUAUGGAAAUCAAAGCUAUUAAAACAGCAUUACAGAAAACUAAAGAUCUAAUGCGCUCGGUGGAAAACUACGAAUCGGACCAUUUGUCCGGCGCGCACGACGACUCCUUCCAGAUGCCUAGUCACUCUAAUUUAAAUGACAACAAAUCAGAAGGCGGCGGCAGCAUCGGCGGUUGGUCGAACGACGGCAGCGUGUGUCGCGUGCGCAACUCCCUGCCGCAGCGGCACAAGUUCACCAACGAGCAACACGUGCAGCACCACCUGCAGCAGCAGAUGCAGCAGCAGCACGUGCCGCAGCAGAUGAGCCACGAGUCGAAUAUAGCGUCUCUGCAAGAGUUAGCCCAAGAGCUUCGCAUGGAGACAGAGAAGAUAGUCGGCGAGCGAGCGCGCAUCAAGGACAUGCUGUCCAAUAAGGGUAAGUUUUUAUUUGUGUACAUUUUCUCUUUAAUAUUAGGCAAAAGUUUUAACGUUGCGAGGUCACGGACAAGCAGCGCUUGGGAGCUGGCCGGGCCCGCCGAGCGGCGCCAGGUGCAGCUGCGAGCGCUGCUGGCCGACAAACAACGCGAGCUGGACAAGCUGCUCAACAAGGAGAAAGUCCUAUGUGGAAAUGCAGAAGCUCAAAAAAUGAAGGCUGACUCGUGUACCGGCUCCAUCAUUACCGGUAUCAACCAGUCCUACAAUAGUGAACAAGAAGAGCCUGAUUCGCGGUCGGAGCAGAUACUAUUGGACUCUCAAAACUCCAGAGAUACCGACAACUUUAGGAUUUUUCCGCAGGGCGGGCUGAGCUCCACCACGCUGCCGUCGCGCCGCGCCAGCGCCUGCUGCAGCGACAGCGACAGCGCAUCGCGGACCAAAUCUAACCAGAGGAGUCGAGCUCGUCGAAGGCAAACACAAGAUCGAUUGUCCGAAGAUAACAAUGUACCACAGUCCAACACCUCGAGCCAUUCGAUGCGGCACGAGCCGAGGCCGGAGCCGUCAAACAUCAACAUGGUCCCGCCUAUUGCUCAAAAUGUUGACAACCCUAUCAACAUGCCGUACCCGCACAUGCCACCGCCAUAUUGGAAUAACACGAAUAAAACUAAUCAGGAUAUGCGCACGAACCAGUUCACACAGAACAGCCACUCCCAGACUAUGGAGCGGUUGAUGGGCACACCACAUAUGUCUUUCCCGCCCUCCAUGCCUUACAAUAUGAUGAUGCCUUAUGGUGGCAUGGUGGCUGGGUGCGGGUGCGGCUGCGGCGUGUGGGGCGCGUGGUGCUGGCAACAGCUGCUGCUCCAGCAGCGCGAGCUGCACGCGCUCAGGGACCACCUCUCUCUCCUUGAGGAACGUUGGCGCGUCGAGACUGCUUCACACACGCUGAACAACCAGGUGGCUCCGGGCAACCGCGCCAACAACUAUUGGGAUAACUUUAGAAGUUACUCGCGGCAGAAUCUGCUGUCGGCGAACAACAAGACCAACGCUGACGGGCACCUGGGCGGGCCGGCGACGCUGGCCGCGCCGCAGCCGCAGCCGCUCGCCUCGCGCAGCCACAACGCGCUGCGCCGCGCCCCGCCGCCGCCGCCGCUGUCGCCGCACCACAAGCGCAACGCCGCGCGCCCGCAGCCGCCCCGCGCGCCCGACGUGCUCAACCUGCACCACGAGCCCGAGCCCGCGCCCGCUCCCGCGCACGAGCCGCACGCCAACAACCUGCACGCCGCCGACAAGCGCAAGUCCUGCUCCAAGCUGCCCGCCAAGAACUCGCGCCCCGCGCCCGCCCCGAGCGCCAGCAACCUCGACUUCCGCGACAACCCCAACCUGGCCUCCGCGCGCCGAGACGUCGCCGACAAGGCCACCUCGAAACUGUUCGACCUGCUGCGCGAGAACGUCUACUCCGAGGUGACGACGCUCAUCGGCGUCAACGAAUCCCACCCGGACUUCCUCAUCCAGCUGUUCAAGGAGCUGCAGCUGAUCAGCUCGGACCCGCUGCGGCAGCGGGUGCUGCGCUCGAUCCGCGCCGUCCUGGCGCAGUACGGCGCGGCGCCGGACACCCCGCCGGCCGAGCCGCACGAGCCGCGCGAGCCGCCCCGCGAGCCCCGCGAGCCACGCGAGCCAGCGCUCGGCGACGCCGACUCGGCGCAGGCGGGGGGAUCGGCCGCCCCCCACUUCGACGACAAUAUUGUUCGCUUUCUGUUGUUAAAAAGCGAAGAAAUAUGCACCCCCGAGCUGCUAGACGCCCUCGCGACGAACGUGUUGAACGGGGGCCUCGACGGCCGCCGACCCCAGAUCUCUAAAAAGAGGCUGCUCGAGUUCCUCUCCAAGUACGAGGGCAUGAGCGUGUGCGGCGUGUCGAACGACAUCAUCGAGAGCCUGCCGCUAGUGUUGUCGGGCGGGGGAGGCGGGGGCGCGGCGGAGCCGGCGCUGCUGCAGGACGUGGCGGGCUCGCUGAACCUGUUCAGCGCGAGCGAGCCGGCGCUGCACGCGUGCCCGUACGACGUGUGGGCGGGGCACGUGCACGUGGACGUGGAGGGCGCGGAGCCGGCCGCGAGCGCGGACAAGGUGGACCUGCUGGACUGCUCGGAGAUGCACAACGGCGACCUGGCCGAGGCGGACCAGACGUGCGAGCGCGAGCGCGGGCCCGAGGCGCGCGACCGCGACCAGGACGCGCUGCCCGACGUCGUCGACACGGAAGAGGCCGCGCCCGCUGAGGCUGAUGCAGAAUGGCUCGGGCUCGAUCGCGUGCCAACAAGGCUGCAUUUGGGAGAGUCAUCUGAAAAACAGAAAGGUGAUGUUAAUAUAAUGUAAAAACGGAGCAAACACCCAAACUGCAAACCUCACGGUUCGCCUCGUGUUUGAGUGGCCCUGAAAAGAAAAGUCACAAGAUUAGAUCUUCUCUCUCCAUCUGAAACAGAAAGAUGAAACAAAUGGAAAUUAAUAAUAUUUCUUCUUUUUCAGAUUAAAUCUCGAGCAUCCCGUUGAAUUACCGAUUGCGUUUUAUCGCGUGUAACGUUAGACUUGACUCUAUCCAUUUAUUUAAUUUCAAUGAUUCUAUAAUUUUAGAAUAUGCAAGUAUUUUCAAAAGUAUUGAAUGUUUAGAACAAUAAACAAUUAUUUACAAGUAAAA
This is a messenger RNA of Leguminivora glycinivorella, 5494 nucleotides long. RefSeq lists its product as uncharacterized. NCBI's taxonomy places the organism in Eukaryota, Metazoa, Arthropoda, Insecta, Lepidoptera, Tortricidae. Gene Ontology annotation, cellular component: centriole; centrosome; ciliary basal body. The record is from RefSeq and is a predicted model, not a curated record. Gene Ontology annotation, biological process: protein localization to centrosome; cilium assembly; microtubule anchoring at centrosome.